CUGUUAAGUAACGUAGCGUGUGUGUGUGUGUGCGUGUGUGUGUGUGUGUGUGGUUAUAAAGUUGUUGAGGAAUGGGUGAAAUGAAAAGCGGUCCGUGCUGCAGGCUGAUGAUUCUCAGCCGGUGUUAAUGUUUUGGAGCCGACGCCGGUUCACUGGCACUGGAAGGCGUUUGUCUCGGUUUCACCAUCGGCUGUAACUUUAAAUCUAGUUGUGAGAUAUGACGUCAGAGGGGAAACAUGCAGACACCAUGCUGGACCCUCUGUUCAUCCUGGAGAGUGAGGAAGUGUACAGAAACCCCACUGAAGUGAAGAUGAGUCAGAUCGUGCUGCCAUGCCAUGCCAAUCACUGUGGAGAGCUGAGCGUUGGACAGCUACUGAAGUGGAUGGACUCCACAGCCUGCUUGUCUGCUGAGAGACAUGCAGGUUGUUCCUGUAUCACUGCAUCUGUGGACGACAUCCAUUUUGAACACACCAUAGGGGUGGGAAAGGUAGUCAACAUCAUAGCAAAGGUCAACAGAGCCUUUACGUCCAGUAUGGAGGUGGGUAUAUUGGUGAACUGUGAGGACCUUUACACUGGCAAGCAGUGGAAGGUUUGUCAUGCCUUUGCUACCUUUGUCGCCAGACGAACUGAAGCUGGGAAGGUACAGCUGAAGCAGGUGCUUCCUCGCACACAAACGGAGCAGAUGGAGUACAGCCUGGCAGCAGAGCGGAGGAGGAUGAGGCUCAUCCAUGCUGAGAUCAUUACAGACCUACUGAGCAGCAGCACAGCUCAACUGGGAGAAUGCCAGGAGUACCAGGACGCUGUGCCAGCUGAGCGGACACGAGUGGAGAGUGUGGAGCUGGUGCUACCGCCACAUGCCAACCAUCAAGUCAGUACAUUCGGGGGCCAGAUUAUGGCCUGGAUGGAGAAUGUGGCUACAAUUGCAGCAAGUCGCUUGUGUAACGCUCACCCAACCUUGAGGAGCAUUGACAUGUUCCAUUUUCGUGGCCCGUCUCACAUUGGUGACCGACUGGUACUGAAAGCCAUUGUGAACAAUGCCUUUAAGCACAGCAUGGAGGUGGGAGUGUGUGCUGAGGCCUACCAGGGUGGAGAACCUCUGCGCCAUAUAAAUAGUGCUUUUAUGACCUUUGAGGUGCUGGACGGUGACAGGAAGCCGUGCACGCUGCCACGACUACGACCUGAGCCUGUGGAUGGGAAAAGACGAUAUCAAGAGGCUAUUGCCAGGAAGAAGAUUCGCCUUGAUAGGAAAUACAUUAUCUCCUGCAAGCAAACUGAAGUGCCUGUGUCUGUGCCCUGGGAUCCAAGUAACCAGAUGUACCUGAGCUACAAUAACGUGUCGGCACUGAAACUAAUGGAUACCAGAAACAACUGGGUAUUAACUACUGAGAAAAACAAGGUCAGACUGUACACACUGGAGGAAAACCACAUGCUGUGUUUCAAGGUGGAGAUGCACGUCAGCGUACCGGCAGAGCAGACGUUCCACCUACUGUCAGACCUGACGAGGAGGAAGGAGUGGGACCGGCACUAUGAGGACUGCGAGAUGAUCAACCAAGCGGAUGAAGAAGACACCCUUUAUUGGAUCGCCACACCGUCUGUCAGCAAAGGGGGCAAAGGCCAGGACUUUAUCUUGCUGGCAUCCAGGAGGAAGCCAUGUGAUGCCAGGGACCCAUAUCUGAUCGCUCUGCGCUCUGUCACUUUGCCUACUCACCCUCCCACUGAGGACUACACCAGGGGAGAGGUGCUCUGCGCUGGCUUCACAAUCUGGGAAGAGUCCAGCACUGUCACCAAGAUCACCUACUAUAACCAGGCCACACCGGGCGUCCUCCCCUACAUCUCCACAGACAUCGCUGGCCUCUCCUCCAGCUUUUCCAGCACCUUUUCCGCCUGCAGUCACUUCCUGGAGGCCAACAAGCACAGCCUGGCUGCUCUGCCGCCGUCUGUGCUGUGACACAACAUGGAUUCCCUACGAGGGGAGCAGUGGGAAGGAGCAGGAUCAUCUCACUGUCUUCAUCCCAUUUCACCUCUGCUGUGGAGGUGCUGUGCUCUUGUUACAGCAAGAUUAAUAGGUAUGAAGCAAGUGUGCACAAUGUCUCUGAAUCUCUGAGAUUUUAAUCCUUUUUAAAUUUUAUUAGAGCUAAUAUAUUUGGACAGAGUUUCUGAGCUUUACAAACUUACAGAUCAAUAAAACUUUUUUUGUGUAUUGAACAGAAUCUCAGCAAUCUGUUACUUGAGACAGCCAUGUUUUUAAUGGUACUGCCAGUUUUUUAGUCUAAGCUGAGACGUUUCAAUCAGCUUCUUUUGUUAUAGUUUGUUUUCUACCUCCUAAAUGAAGUAUUAAUCUAUUUGAUUAAGACUUUAAAUAUGAGUACGCCAAGAUGUACAUUUAGUGUGUAAUGAUGCUGUUUUAUUUUGACAAUGUAUAGUUUUAGAGGACAACUCUUGCACUUGCACUGAUUGUAUGAUAUGUUGACAUUUUAUGGCCAAGAAUCUCACAUGUCAAGCUGUCUUGAUUUUAACUGAAACAAUAAACACAAUAGAAAAGUG
Molecule: messenger RNA, 2544 nt
Organism: Epinephelus lanceolatus (giant grouper)
Lineage: Eukaryota; Metazoa; Chordata; Actinopteri; Perciformes; Serranidae
Gene: acot11b
Product: acyl-CoA thioesterase 11b
Biological process (GO): acyl-CoA metabolic process
Cellular component (GO): cytosol; cytoplasm
Molecular function (GO): lipid binding; long-chain fatty acyl-CoA hydrolase activity
Source: RefSeq, a predicted model, not a curated record